Molecule: messenger RNA, 10281 nt
Organism: Struthio camelus australis
Lineage: Eukaryota; Metazoa; Chordata; Aves; Struthioniformes; Struthionidae
Source: RefSeq, a predicted model, not a curated record
AUGCACACCGUUGGGUUUGUGGGUUGCAGGAAGGGGAAAGGAGAGCAUCUGGGUGACACCUUUGUUUGCGGUGGUGGUGCAGCAACGUAUACCCGGGCAGGUGCCAGAAGCACAUGCUGUGCAAGUAGCCACUACCAGCUGGGUCCGGGCUCACCGCACAUCCGGUGGGGAUGGCGGCAGCACGUGGCACCUAACAGCCGCCGGGACGAGCGAAGGUGGAAGGAAGGCAGCCGCGAGCGCGCACUGCUGGGCUGGGACCGCUGCUGCAGGGCUGUGGGGUGCGGGGUGCCCCUGGGUGGCACCCUGGAGUGGGUGGCUUGGAGUGGUGCACCGUGGUGGUGCCCCUGGUGUGGGCGCCCCAUGGCGAUGCCCCUGGCACGGACACCCCACGGCGAUGCCCCCAGAGUGGGCACCCCACCACGAUGCCCCCAGGGUGGGCGCCGCAUGGUGGUGUGCCUGGCAUGGGCACCCCAUGGUGGUGCCCCUGGAGUGGGUGCCAUUGUGGUGCCUCCAGUGUGGGCACCCCACGGCGAUGCCCCUGGGGUGGGUGCCCGGCCUGCGGCUGUGCAGCCCCAGGAGAGCUGCCCUGUGCUGGGGGCUCUGCUGGGGCCCCCCGGGGUGGCAGUUCCCACGGCCAGGGCUGAGGAAAUUGUGUGUGUGUAUAGGUGUGUGUGCGUGAGAGAGAGAGAGAAGGGAGUCAGAGAAUGGUUUUUGCUAGGGAGGAAGGGAGCGAGGCUCUUCCUCCCAACACCCUCCUUACUGAGCUCUCGGGGGUGGGGAGAAGAAAACGUGCCUCUGGGAUCCCGCCGUGCCCUCUCCUGGGCAGGAUUGCGGCUCCGCUGCAGGCCCAGCCGCGCUGCUGCUGCUCCGGCGCGCUUGUCUCUGCGUGGUUCAGCUCUGUCUGAAACCCUCCCUCUCCCGUGGCGGGAGCGGGCGCGCGGAGGCUACCGAUGUCCCGUGCCCUCGGCUAGGGGAUUUGGGAAACAAGGAUUUCAGUGCCAAGUUUGCUGUUUUGUGGUUCAUAAGAGAUGCCAUGAAUUUGUUACCUUCUCAUGUCCUGGGGCUGACAAGGGACCUGACACUGAUGAUCCCAGAAGCAAGCACAAGUUUAAGAUCCACACAUAUGGCAGCCCAACCUUUUGUGACCACUGUGGGUCACUGCUUUAUGGGCUCAUACAUCAAGGGAUGAAAUGUGACACUUGUGAUAUGAACGUUCAUAAACAAUGCGUAAUAAAUGUCCCAAGCCUCUGUGGAAUGGAUCACACAGAGAAAAGAGGAAGGAUUUAUCUGAAAGCUGAAGUCACUGGGGACAGACUGGAAGUAACAGUGCGAGAAGCAAAAAACCUAAUUCCCAUGGAUCCAAAUGGACUUUCAGAUCCGUAUGUUAAACUGAAACUCAUCCCAGAUCCCAAGAAUGAAAGUAAACAAAAAACAAAAACCAUCCGUUCUACUCUGAAUCCACACUGGAAUGAGUCGUUUACGUUUAAAUUAAAACCUACAGACAAAGAUCGACGGUUAUCUGUAGAGGUCUGGGACUGGGAUCGAACAACCAGAAACGAUUUCAUGGGAUCUCUUUCAUUUGGGGUAUCAGAGCUUAUGAAAAUGCCAGCCAGUGGAUGGUACAAGCUGCUGAAUCAAGAAGAAGGUGAAUAUUACAACGUUCCAAUUCCAGAUGCUGAUGAAGAUGGAAAUGCUGAGCUCAGACAGAAGUUUGAGAAAGCCAAACUUGGGCCUGCUGGUAACAAAGUCAUUACUCCAACAGAAGACAGGAUUUCGAGUGUCCCAUCCAACAACCUGGACAGGGUGAAGCUGACAGAUUUCAACUUUCUCAUGGUUCUUGGAAAGGGGAGCUUUGGAAAAGUGAUGCUGGCAGACAGGAAGGGGACAGAGGAGCUCUAUGCAGUCAAAAUACUGAAAAAAGACGUGGUGAUUCAGGAUGAUGACGUUGAAUGUACAAUGGUUGAAAAACGAGUCCUAGCGUUGCAGGAUAAGCCAGCUUUUCUAACACAGCUUCACUCUUGUUUCCAAACAGUUGACCGUCUGUAUUUUGUUAUGGAGUAUGUGAAUGGUGGUGAUCUCAUGUAUCACAUUCAGCAAGUAGGAAAGUUUAAGGAGCCACAAGCAGUGUUCUAUGCAGCUGAGAUCUCAGUUGGGCUAUUCUUUCUCCAUAAUAGAGGGAUUAUUUAUAGGGAUCUGAAGUUAGAUAAUGUGAUGUUGGAUUCAGAAGGACACAUUAAAAUUGCUGAUUUUGGAAUGUGCAAAGAACAUAUGUUAAAUGGAGUAACAACCAGGACCUUCUGUGGCACUCCAGACUACAUCGCACCAGAGAUUAUUGCCUACCAGCCCUACGGGAAGUCAGUGGAUUGGUGGGCGUAUGGAGUACUGCUCUACGAGAUGUUAGCUGGCCAGCCUCCAUUUGAUGGAGAAGAUGAAGAUGAACUUUUCCAGUCCAUAAUGGAGCAUAACGUUUCCUAUCCAAAAUCACUGUCCAAAGAAGCUGUCUCUAUCUGCAAGGGGCUAAUGACUAAACAUCCUGCAAAACGCCUUGGCUGUGGCCCUGAAGGUGAAAGAGACAUCAGGGAACAUGCUUUCUUCAGGAGAAUUGACUGGGAAAAACUGGAAAACAAAGAGAUUCAGCCACCUUUCAAGCCUAAAGUGUGUGGCAAAGGUGCUGAGAACUUCGAUAAAUUCUUUACACGAGGACAGCCAGUGUUAACCCCUCCGGAUCAGCUGGUCAUUGCUAACAUAGACCAAACAGAUUUUGAAGGAUUCUCUUAUGUCAACCCCCAAUUUGUACACCCCUUUCUACAAAAUGUAGCAUGAAACAGCAAAACAGGAUCAAAUCACGCAACGGGAAAGGGUCCUUAACCCUAGAAUUUUUAGGCCUUUGCCUUGUUGAUUCCGUUGGGGCCUGAAAAUUGUAGGGUUAGGAAGCGUAGGAUGGGGGAAAGGCCACUAAUUCAGGAUUUUGGCUUUGCAACUGAGAUGUUAUAUUAAUGGGAGAUAAAGUAGUAUACAGUGCCCGUUUAUUCUUCUUGAAGUCACCACUGACUCGUUUAAAGUUUACCCUUUUUUGGUACAUUAUAUAUUUUUGUAACUUCCACUAUCCUUUUGCUCCCUUUUCCACUCUCCUGUAUUAGAAAUAAUAUAACAUGUGAUCUAAAAAAAAAAAAAAACCACCACCCUGAAUAUUUAGUCCUUAAAACGCAGAUGCCACGAGGUAGGAGCACAGGGUCUGGAGGGAGCGCUCCUCUUCCUGGGCUUCCCAGGGACUUUGAGAGAGCAAGAGCACAAGAGACCGCAACGGAGGCAGCACUGGGGAGGAGAGGGCAUUGCGAAAAAUUGUUGAAAAUACUUGCUUAAAAAUAUGACAGGAACGAGCCAGGGGGGAGGUGGUGGUGAGGGGGGAUAAAGUCCAGGUAGCCCCUGAGGCAACACCUAAUCCUGUAAGCACCACCAAAUUUAAACCAACUUCAGCAGUGGCCAGAUCGCUAAGAUCUUUGCUAAGUAGCAUGUGAUAAACUCAAGGGUGAAAUUUUGUCUUUAAUAAUAGUAAUAAUUAUAAUAAUAUUUUUGUGAAUUUUAAUCUCCAUGAGAUUAUUCUGUGUUCCAGGGUGCCAUUGUUUGUUCAGUUAAUUUAAUUUACACCACUCCUCAAGUUUACUGUUAACCAGUUCUACUAAUACCAAUAUUUUAGUAUGAAAAUUGUUAACCUGGAAUGUAAAACAAAACUGUAAUCCCUUAACUCUUAUUUACAUGGUUUUAUUUAUAGGCUGCAAUAUAGGGCAGUAAAUGAAAGAAGGCAUUAUAUAUAGUAAAUUAACAAAAAGUGCAGCCCCAAGUGACUUCCUGAUUGCUCCAGAAUAACUCAUGAAAUUCGAGUGAGUAGUCCUAAAAUAGUCAAUUUUAAUUUUGAACACUUGGGGCUGUUGAAUAAUGGAGCCUGAAAGAAGAAGCACCUAACAAUUGUUUUAUUGAUAGAAGGGAAUUUAAUACAUUUUACAUAUGCUUCAUGCAAUGAAUUUUGCAUGUUUAGUAAUAACUCUUAAUAAUAAGGGUUAAUAAUAAGCAGAUCUAUAUUAUUGACAUAAUCGUAUCAAACAUAAAGAGUAUUAGAAAAAUUUUAUAAAACAAAUUGUGCUUUAUUUGUGGAAGUUCUUGUUCUGAUUGACAUGAUUUAGGUUUAGCUAAAUGUUUUAUUGCUAUUGUUUUGGUUUUUAUUUUAGUUUUUGGAUAUUGUUAAUGGCUUAUGGUAUAAUCUCUUUUUUUUUUUUAACGUAGAUCUACUUUUAAACAGUAAUUGCUACCUGCAGGUUUUAUACAAGUUUCAAUUAGGGUAUCAUUUCACAUCUGCUUAUUACUUACAGAGAAGGAAAUAGACUUUAUCUGCAAUGAUGAACACUGUAAUCAAUGCAGUCUUCUUCUCUCCUAUCACUUAGUUAAAAAAAAUUUGAUACUUCCUCUUAAAACUUACCAGAAGAUAUUAAUUCAAAUACCAGUAAAUAUUUUUGUGCAUAUUUUGGUUUUGUUACAGCAUGUAAAAUAGUAGUCAGUGCAUUUUCCUUUUCUUUCCCUUUUGCCUUGUUAAUGUUAGCAGCCAUGGGCACUUUUCGUCUGUCAGAUGUGCAUGACAAUGCCAGAAGCAUGACAUCUCUGUUGCUGCAUGCAGACUGAUUACAAUUUUUCCAGCAUGUAAACAUAUUCAAAGUAAGAUAUUUGCCAUAAAAGACUUAAAUUUGUACUAGAAUCUGUAACGGGGUGGGGGUCGGGGUUGGUGUUGCGGGGCUACUUUCUAAUCUUCUUUUGUUAUAACAAAACACUUAACCUGUGCCAAAGAUUCUGUUAGAAAGGUCCCGUCCUGCAAACUCUCAGUCGGGUGAACGGCCUUGGCUGACAGGAGUGACCCGUGUGGCUGCGGGAGGAUUGCUUUUGGGUGAAAAGCUGUUGUGUGCUGAUGGUAACUGUGCAGGGCUUUUGCACCUGCAAUGCCCUCAGAAGCCAUAUGUUUGGUGCACAGGACCUGUGAUUUGCAACACUCCAGAAGUUUGACUUUCGCCCAGUGAUAGUCCUCUUGCAGCCACGGCUCUGCAUAAGGAGCAUCUCCGUAGGUCAGAGUGAUCCAGUCUUAAUGCACCUUCCUAGGAAUAAAACAGACCGUUCUAAGUCAUGAAAAAAAUACAGUUGCUAGCAAGGGGCAUUUACGAACAAACGUGUACUCGGAUUGUUGCCUAAAUAAAUAACUCAUAAUUUUAAAAAAAAAUUUUAGGGGUAAAAUUUUUAAAAUAUUCUGUGUCAAAUAUCAGCCAAGCCUAGGAGUUAAUUUUCUUGUUUGUAUAUGAUAUACCUUUAAAGUUAAGGAUAUUCACCAUGAAGCAUGUGGACAUGUACAGCAUUUCAUGACUUUUUAACUUUUUCUAAAUAUUACUAGCCUGCCAUAGUUUAGGAAUAUCAGGGUAUCACACUAUAGAAUAUAAUGGAUUCAACAGGUUACAUAGGCUCAGAUUUUUAGUAAAUAAGGGGCUCUCGAGUAAGUAAAUAUGCUGGGAGCAGGCAUUAUAUGUGUUUCAAGAAUGUGAAGUGAAGAAGAGACUUUUGAAAAGGAAAAUACAGGGAGAAACAGCAGAGCACAGGUUUCGGAAGCAAGUAUGGGGUAGAUCCAGACCAAGCCCGAAACAUGCAGGAAAGCUGGUAGGUGGCACAAGAUGUUCUGGUUUUGAUGAUGAGAUACAAAUUGCAAAGCAAAGUCCAGUUCUAGGUGGUUGGCAUUGAUGCACCUGGGAUAGACCGUACUGUUCAUACCAGGGCGUAACGUUAAAGAGCUGGUCCAACAUCUGAACAGAGCUGCUCGUUUUAUGGCUACUUCUCACAAUCGGUUUCUUAGGCACUUGUGUUUGUUCUGCGGGUUUUCUAACGUCAAAGCAGGAAUUGCUCCUUAAUAUUGUUACCUCAAAUUCCUAUGCUUGGGACAUCUCAUGUUUUCUUCUGUAGGUGUGCAUAACGCUUACUAAAAGGUACUGUGAACUCAUUGAUCCUGCAAGAACAAGACAAGAUUGCAUAAAGCGGGUGAAAUGGGAUUGAAUAUUUGUGUUACUCUUUGCUUAAUGCACUAGCUUGCAUGUGAACGCCAACACUUGGACCAGCCCUUUAAAGAGAAUUCAAAAGUGCACUAGUGGUUUGUUCAUUGCGCAGAAAUUUAUAGUAGCAAGUAAAACCUUAAUUACCCAGCAGCAAGCAUGUUUGUAAGUUUUUAAUACAGAAGUUGCUUAUAUAAGAUUUUGCACAGAUCUGGCUUUCUAGAGAACAUUUAUUAUGAGAGAAAGAGGCAUUAGAACUGCUUUUCUUUCACUUAUAUUCAAUAGCAACAGGAAUCCUAACCCCCACAUUAUUACAAAGAUUGCUAAAAAUAAAAUUGAAAGUUACGUUGCACUGAAGCUGGGGUGAAAGUUUGGGGAAGUGUGUUGUACAAUCCCACAUACACUCAAGUCUGAAGUGCUUUCAGCUCACGAGGACACUCCACUCCCUCCCGAAGGAGAAACAAAUACCUGGCAUCUCUGCAACUAUCUGAACACAGAGAUGAUGCUGAAAAAUUUUAGGUGUCAGUAUAUUUGUACUAACUGACUUGGGGGAAACAAACACUUAGAGGACUUAAAACAGUUUGCUAAAAGUUGCGGUUUGUGUAGAAUUUGAAUUGUUUAGAAAAAGUUUUGUAUUCAUAAAGCUAACCUAAAAUUUUGUGGAAUUAAACAGUGUUCUGGUUUCCCUCAAAUUAAAAACAACCCCCCCAAAACCCUUCUCAAUACUGCUUUAAGCUAGUUGCUGUGUUGUUUUUAAGAUGCAAGUGAUGUGUCAUUUCAUGAUUUGUUAGAAACUCCUCUCACUCUGUAGAGAGAAAGUUCUUCUGUUUCCCAGGCUGAAAUAAAAGACAGCUGCGUUACCAAGUAAGCUGCGCAAUCAGUAAUUUCUUUCCUUUUCUUUAAUGGAGUGAGUCCGUUUCCUGCAAAGGAGACGUAUAAGGCUUUUAGGCCACUUAAAACUUCCCUGCUAUUUUCAGGGAUUAAAUGAGACUUAACUGGUUCGUAGGCACAAUGGUUCGUUAUCUGGGCACAACAUGGGGAGCGUUUAUCCGCAGUCGGGUGACCGCGGUGGGACAGCGGGCCAUGGGAGAAGGGAGAUGAGCAGGGGUUGCAGUGCAGCCCGCUACCUGCUGUCCAGUCUCGUUGCUCUAAUCGAGGAUUGCACGUGCCUGAGGAGCACGGAGCACAUUCCUAUAAUAAAAUACUCCAACUUAACCCAAUUGAGAGGAGAAAUGCAGUUUAGCUUUCUGAUCCUUCCUACUUUACCAAAUUAUAAUUGAAUUUCCUUUUACAAUCUGGAGAAAGUUGUUUUGGAAAUCAGCUGUUAGUUUCAAAGAAACUCAUCAUCUAUAAAAGUUGGGGGCUUUUGCAAUCCGUCCUGUCUUUCAGGGUGAAUUCAGUCACAUAACACUGGGUUCUUGUAAAAUUAAUAAGGGCAACUGAGAGAGGAACUUGUUUUCUAGCCGGAAAGAUAGCGUGUCCAAGGUUCAGGAUUGAGCCAAGCCACUUGCAGUAUGUAUUUUCUCGUUCAGUGCAUCCAGAUGUAAUCACAGUAAAAUGUAGGAGAUGCAUGCAGCGAGCAGAGGAAGAUGAUCCUCCUUAUUGAACACAACAUCAUUGGAAACACCAAUAAUAAGUCUUUGAUAUUAGUAGAAGGAAUACUUACAGUGUUGAGUUUACCGUAGGCUUUCUGAGCUGCCACAGGACUCCUGGAAACAUUUCAUGUGAUUUUGAGUUCUUUCAGUUAUUAGCAUAAAUUAUUGUCGUCAAGUUUUGUCUCUUUCCAAGUAGCGUCAGCUACAGGAAAUGUAUUAUCUGUGUGCUGUUCGUAGGUAGACACUGAGCUACAAAGUAGUAAUAGAAAAAAGUAUAAAAGCUAAAGCACUUUCUUCCUCAGCGCCAUACUCUUAAGUGUGAUCUGAAAUAGUUAACUGAAGAGUUAAAUAAGAAUUGACUCCAUAAACAUGUCUGAUUUCAUACCAACCAACAACUGUGCCAGUAACGAUUGGUAAUUAAAUAGCCUUAUAAUAAAUAAUAAGCAUGCACUAAAGCACUCCUGUGCGUUGGAAACCUUGAGAGGGAGGGAGGGGUGCUCCAGUGCUCGGAGCACAGGCCUGAGAGUGCACAACGCGGGCUCAGCCCCCAGCCCUGCCACUGAUGCCCUUGGUGGCCUUGGGCAAGUUACUUAACCUCUCUGCCUCAGUUACCUCAUCUGUAAAAUGGGGGUAAUAAUACUUACUUACCUCACAAGGAGGCGUGAGGACUUCUUAGUUAAUGUUUCUAAUACACUUUUAACCUGAAAAGUAUUAUUAUAAUUUUUAAUAUUAAAUCAGCUUAUUUAACUCACAUGGUGUUGCUGGAUAUACCAUGCUAUUUCUACUUUUUUAUAUAACUUUAGUAAUUCUACAGAAACCGUUUAAAGAAUAAAAGAACAGAUCUGAUAUGUUUCUUACAGAACCUGGAGUACAGUUUAGCUUUUGUUAACUGGAGCCGGGUCGCAGCGUGAAGUGCUGCUUGCAGAUUGUGUAGAGGUCAGAUGCUCUUACCUCUUUUCCAGUUACUGAGAUUUCUAUGUGCGAUUAAGGAACUCCAUGUAAAUGGAAGUCUUAGCAGAAUCGAUUAUUGUAGGGUGUGAUUCCCCAUAGGUAAAUAAAGUCAAUACAGCUGUUUUCUAGUAAUGUUUAUACUGACUUCUUUUAAAGGAGAAGUUACAUUCUUUAUGCAGCUGGUCCAUCCAUGACAAUUUUACUCAGUGGAUAGUUUUCACUUAUUCCUGUGUCAUAUAUCUUCCUCUUUUCCUUUGCUUAUGCGUGACACCAUACUUCAGGUGUAAUGGAAAAUCACCAUAGAAGCUAUGUUUUUUUCUUCCGUUGAUGUUGGUUGACUAAAAAAAAUCAACAGACCAUUAAUAAUUUUAAACAAUGAAGCGUAGGAAGAGUAAUAAUAACAAAAACUGAUAAUUGGCCAUAACCUACUUCCAUUGCAGUUACAGAACUGGAUCUCAAACUGAUUUUAACAGGGAAGCCUCGCUGACUCGCUGGUAGUAAGUUGAGCUGUCGAAGAGCAGCAUCGUGCUGCUUCCAAACGCGGGCCCUUCUGCUGCUGACGGCAGUCCGCAUCCGAGCAGGCUGCGGAUGGGAGCAGUCUGCAGCCCCUGUUUCCAGCCCGCACCAAUGGAAGCAGAUCUGGCCACACAUCUGUUCCUUCCUGCAGGAUAUAUUGGAAAAUCUGCAGCCGAUGUUACUUCCUUUUUAUAGUCAUACGUAGGUGAAAGAAACAAUUUAAUAAAAAGUCAAAUUAGGGUUGAUCUUUAUAAACCUCUUCCUAAGAACUACUUGGAUCGGUACACCAGUUACUCAGAGGCAAUAUUACUUACAUCAAUUACGUUAUGGCUUAGUCCUUCCGGAGGUGCAGGUGCUCUGGUCUUGGCCUGUGAAGGAAUUCAGUGGAACUGCUGAACGCUUCGAGCUCGGUAUACGCUUCCUUGCUUUACUGGAGCCAAGGCUGGAGGAGCCGGUGUCCGGCAGCACUAAGCCUGUAAGCCCCAAUUCAGCAAAAUAUUGUGUGCCAUUCGCAUUUAGCAAAGCAUGUAAGUUUGUGCAGCACAUCUUCAAAUCCCACAGAAGUCAAGGGAACUUGCUGACUUGGGGCAGAAGUAAAGACUCUUGCAGGGAUAACACAGAUUGAAUCUGCAGAUUGUUCCCCACAAAGUCUUUGGUGUGCUAUUAAAAGGAAUACAAGAAAAACCAUUUUAACAAAAUGAAGCGCUCUGUUGCCUCUUUUUUUAAAAAGUUUUUGUGCAAUUCCCAAAACAUGUAAUUUUGCAAGAUAAUACAGACUACACCUGAAACAUUUAAAAUUGCUGCAUGCUUUGUUAGUAUUGUCUUUUCUCAAUCAAGGAGUAAUACCACCUUGAACUCAUUCAUACUUUUGAAUAUGAUUUUAAGACCCCAGUUUUGUAUUUAUGAAGAGCAGAACAUUAUUUUGCUAUUAUUUAUCUGCAAGAUGCUACCAGAAAACGUGGAGGCGCCAUUCACUUUUCAAAAAACCAUUGGAAACACAGCGGGCAAGACUGAUGUAUAAAUUACUGCAUUGGGUUUUUUUCUUAAUUCUUGGUAUCUUCAAUCUUUGUUUGCAUGAAGUGCUUUUGUUAAAUAUUAAUUGUAGUUUCCAAGCAAGUGUGUAUGAAUAAAAACACUGAUCGUCA